Schistosoma guineensis is the source of this 3181-nucleotide messenger RNA. The record is from the annotation of a GenBank genome assembly. NCBI's taxonomy places the organism in Eukaryota, Metazoa, Platyhelminthes, Trematoda, Strigeidida, Schistosomatidae.
AUCGUCACCGCGGCAACCUAUUUGUUGCGCCAUAGAUAAUGGUAAGCGGGUUGUUAAUUAUAAUUUGUUUGUUUUAUUAACUUGUUUCAUCUUAUCAUCACCUUAUGAAGUAUUUGCAACUGACAUUAAGCAUAAAUAUGUGAAUGUGGAUUAGGAAUUACCAAAUAUUUAAUCCAUCUGUUCAGCAUACACUAUAUCUCACACGAUUUGUAUGUGUUGUACCUUCGAAGUAUAUCGUUAUUUAAAAGUGAUAUUUAUCACAUAGUCUUGAACUUAUUGUGGGCCAACUCUCCAAUGCUCUAGAUAUAUGUGGUUUGUAUUACGAUGACGUCAUCACCUAGUUCUGUCUUUCUCAAAGAAAGAAACAAUAAAUUUACUGAAUCUUCGGAUGGCGGCUAAGCAUCUUAUGAGUUGUCGUAAUCCACUUGAUUCCUUCGCUCCAUGUUCUGUCAAAAAUGACAUAAGGACUUUGACAACAACCAUUUUAAUAUGUCUGGUAGAGCAAUUCAAGUAGUGGGUUCCACAGAAAGUUCGUUCUUGAUCGAUUUUGACUUCGAGUAAGUGAAUUCGUCUAAAGGUAAUCAGGCUUUUUGAAACCAGAUGUCACUAAAAAAACCGUUGAUUUGAUGGUGUAUAGUUAAUUGGUUGGAUGCAGACUGAGUGUAUUUUCUAGAUGUUCCCCAAAAAAUCAGCUUCGGGAGGAGACUUAAUUAGGACCGCUACAAAAGCAAGUCGUCUGGCAACUUUCCACGUUAAAUAAUGAACCGCUUCACCUUCUCAUGGCCCUAGUACCAUCAGGUCUUUUAACCUACAAAAAUAUAUAUGUAUACCUGUCCACUAUAAUGUUUUCCUCACCACAGUGAAUUAAUUAGCAUUGACAGUCAGUACUUUGUACAUUUGAGGGAUCCUGAAUCAUGUAGGUUCAGUCUUCGACGAAUUUACUCUUUAUUUCUAAGUUUUGCUUAGUGUAUCAUUUUUUUCUUCAUCUAAUUCACCUUGAGUGACGUCUCAAACAUAUUAAUGGUUGGAACUUGACACCCCUCUAAGUAUUUCCACUGACCAUAACUGGGUAUGUACUCCAUGCUGCAGUGGCUCAGUAGUUAGAGCGUUCUGUUUUCAGCUACUAAGUCACAUGUUCGGACCUCGCACCACUGCUAUAGGAAUAUUAACUAAGCUUGUGGUAUACUUUCCUUAAUAAGUGCUACAUUAAGUCACUUGUAAUUUGAAAAAAGAUUAGAACUGUGAUCUACCUAUCCACCAAUUUACAUAAGAACUUGAAGAAACCUACCAAGUUUGAACAAAAACCAGUGUUUAUAUGUACUUUCUCAUUUCACCUAACUUUUCCACUAACGUAGUGGUAGAUGACUUCUCACAAUAACCAUGGAGUCUAUGAUCGACGCAGUUUACAUGCGGUAAAGUUUUGUCUAGUGAGUAUUUCAAAUGAAUCUAAAAACUUUGCACGCACUAAGUGUAUCUAAGUCUGCUGUGUUUUAUGUGCAGGAAGCAAUACCUUAAGACUAGCUGCGCUGAAACUCAUCGCUUCAUGUUUCUCAAAGCCGAGUACGUAAACUUGUACUAGCUGAAUGGGUUGGUCUAGAUAAACAAAACCGAUUUCACUCUUGAGUCUUCAAUAUAUAUUAAAGUUUUGAUUGGUAUUUGGCAAAUGAAUUAUUUCUAGCUAUAGAUACAUAUUCUGUUCCUGAGCUACGAUUAAAAGACCUGAUUGUGGUUGCUUACCCGGCAUUAUUUGUGUGUUUUCGAACUGUUGUGGUCCACAUAUAUGUAUUCACUUUUCAGUGUUAGAACCCAAAAUUGAAUUUUGUAAUUUCAAUCAUUAACAACAUACAGCCUAAUACGCAUGUACAUCGGUUCGAAUUGGUAUACCCCAUUAGCACAGAGGGAUGAAACUGCCAAGCCAAAUCCCAGAAUAGUAGACGUAGUGACAACAUGCGUGGUGAUCGAAAAUAUUAGGUAUCGAAGAUAUGAUCCAAGAAAAUGUAAAUUAGUGAGAUGAAAAGAUAAGAAAGUUAUGAAGAAUCCAGAAGCUCAGAAUUUGGAAGAAGACAAAAAUCGGAUGUACCUGCACCACUGCAAUGGAUUUUGAGCUAUAUCAUACAAUAUCCCUAACCAUUAGUUACAGGAAUCACGCAAACCCUAACCAGAUAGUCUAUACCCACAAACAUGACUCAGUCCAUUUGUCGAUAACCCCCUAGACUGGUGUCACGUCUGUCUGACAGCUCCUACCUUUUUAUCAACCUACUCCUACAUCAAACAGCAUUGACUGCCGAGACAGAGAGUGGUUGGCUAUACGAAAUACGUGUCCCAACUAUUUCAAUAGAUAAAGAUUCAUUACCUCAUCAGCCUAUUUGUAAUGUUUACCUGGUACCCUGUGUUUAACCUCCAGCCUCAUCUUUUCAUUACACUUAUGUCCUAUGCUUUCUCUCCUGUAUUUCUUUUCUUGUACAAUCCCUCUAUAGUAAAAAGGUACUUUCCACCUUCCGUUCAUUCGACUGGAAAAAUUAAUUUGUUUUUAUUAUAUCCGGACGAAGAAUGAGUGAAUGUCAGAAGUAGAAGAAACAUUUAAAAGAUUAUUGGCACACAAAGGAGUUAUUGGUGCAAUUAUUGUAAGCUCAGAUGGGAUCGCAGUAAGAACUUCCAUGGAUAACAGUACCACAAAUCAUUACUGUGGUCUUAUUCAACAAUUGGUAGCAAAAUCUCGUUCUGCUGUUCGUGAUUUAGAUCCAUCUAAUGAUUUAACAUUUCUGCGUAUACGAAGUACUCGAAAUGAAAUUAUGGUAGCACCAGAUCGUGAUUACAGUCUCAUCGUUAUACAAGAAACAAGCACAGAAUAAAAGGUUUUAUUGUUUAUACGGUUUUAGAUCCUUGAAGAAAAUAACAAUAUUUAUGCCUAAUAACUAACGGUAACUUAACUUCAUGGUUUUUGGUGCUAUGGUUCGUUUUUUUCAACGGCUGUUAUUGUCAUUCUAUAUAACUAAUAAAUUGAUCGGCUAAUAAUGUCACAACUAGAUUUUCUUGUUUUGGGUUCUCAUCUUUUGUAGUCCUACCGACCAAUAUGCAAUUCCAUUAACUCUUACUGUCCUGAUCUACUUACAAAUAUUUCCAGUACAAACUUGAUGAAACAUUUACAUUGUUGUGACUUGAACGUGGAUCAAUUUUUACC